AUGGGAGGUCGGUUCCUGCUGACGCUCGCCCUCCUUUCCGUGCUGCUGAACCGCUGCCAGGUCGGCUGCUCCGGGGUCUUCGAGCUGAAGCUGCAGGAGUUUGUCAAUAAGAAGGGGCUGCUCAGCAAUCGCAACUGCUGCCGCGGGGGCGGCCCCAGCGGUGGCGGGCUGCAGCAGUGCGACUGCAAGACCUUCUUCCGCGUCUGCCUCAAGCACUACCAGGCCAGUGUCUCCCCUGAGCCGCCCUGCACCUACGGCAGCGCCAUCACCCCCGUCCUCGGUGCUAACUCUUUCAGCGUCCCUGACGGCGCGGGUGGUGCCGACCCCGCUUUCACCAAUCCCAUCCGCUUCCCCUUCGGCUUCACCUGGCCCGGCACCUUCUCGCUCAUCAUUGAGGCUCUGCAUACAGACUCUCCUGAUGACCUCACCACAGAAAACCCAGAGCGUCUCAUCAGCCGCUUGGCCACCCAGAGGCACUUGGCAGUGGGUGAAGAGUGGUCCCAGGACCUGCACAGCAGUGGCCGCACUGACCUCAAGUACUCCUAUCGCUUUGUUUGUGAUGAGCACUACUAUGGAGAAGGCUGCUCUGUCUUCUGCCGCCCCCGCGAUGAUGCCUUUGGUCACUUCACUUGUGGGGAGCGUGGCGAGAAAGUCUGCAACCCAGGCUGGAAAGGCCAGUACUGCACUGAGCCGAUUUGUUUACCUGGAUGCGAUGAGCAACACGGCUUUUGUGACAAGCCUGGGGAAUGCAAAUGCAGAGUAGGUUGGCAGGGGCGAUAUUGUGAUGAGUGCAUCCGAUACCCAGGCUGUCUUCAUGGUACCUGUCAGCAGCCGUGGCAGUGCAACUGCCAGGAAGGCUGGGGUGGCCUUUUCUGUAACCAGGACCUGAACUACUGUACCCACCACAAGCCCUGCAAGAACGGUGCCACAUGUACCAACACUGGUCAGGGGAGCUACACUUGUUCUUGUCGACCUGGGUACACAGGCUCCAACUGUGAGAUUGAAAUUAAUGAAUGUGACGCCAACCCUUGCAAGAAUGGUGGAAGCUGCACUGAUCUUGAGAACAGUUAUUCCUGUACUUGCCCCCCAGGCUUCUAUGGUAAAAACUGUGAGCUAAGUGCAAUGACUUGUGCUGAUGGACCAUGCUUCAAUGGUGGGCGAUGCACCGACAACCCUGAUGGGGGUUAUAGCUGCCGCUGCCCACUGGGUUAUUCUGGGUUCAACUGUGAAAAGAAAAUUGAUUACUGCAGUUCCAGCCCUUGUGCUAAUGGAGCCCAGUGCAUUGAUCUGGGGAACUCCUACAUAUGCCAGUGCCAGGCUGGAUUCACUGGGAGACACUGUGAUGACAAUGUGGAUGACUGUGCCUCCUUUCCCUGUGUCAAUGGAGGGACCUGCCAGGAUGGUGUCAAUGACUAUUCCUGCACCUGCCCCCCAGGAUACAACGGGAAGAACUGUAGCACCCCAGUGAGCAGAUGUGAACACAACCCCUGCCACAACGGUGCCACCUGCCAUGAAAGAAACAACCGCUAUGUCUGCGAAUGUGCCCGGGGCUAUGGUGGGCUCAACUGCCAAUUUUUGCUCCCCGAGCCACCUCAGGGACCUGUCAUUGUUGACUUCACUGAGAAGUAUACUGAAGGCCAGAAUUCCCAGUUCCCCUGGAUCGCCGUCUGCGCCGGGAUUAUUUUGGUCCUCAUGAUGCUGCUGGGGUGUGCUGCUGUGGUUGUCUGCGUCAGGCUCAGAGUGCAGAAAAGGCACCACCAGCCUGAUGCCUGCAGGAGUGAGACUGAGACCAUGAACAACUUGGCAAACUGCCAGCGUGAGAAGGACAUUUCCAUAAGUGUCAUUGGUGCUACUCAGAUUAAAAACACAAAUAAGAAAGUAGACUUUCACAGUGAUAACUCUGAUAAAAAUGGCUACAAAGUCAGAUACCCAUCCGUGGAUUACAAUUUGGUGCAUGAACUCAAGAAUGAGGACUCUGUUAAAGAGGAACAUGUCAAAUGUGAAGCCAAGUGUGAAACAUAUGAUUCAGAGGCAGAGGAGAAAAGUGCAGUACACCUAAAGAGUAGUGACACUUCUGAAAGAAAACGGCCAGAUUCAGUAUAUUCCACUUCAAAGGACACAAAGUACCAGUCGGUGUAUGUCAUAUCAGAAGAGAAAGAUGAGUGCAUCAUAGCAACUGAGCACAAAAAUGAAGGCACAAGGGCUGCUAUCCUGUCUGCUUUAAAGUUACUGGCAGUGCUGGAGCUGAUAGAGAUAGGAUUCCUUACGGAAAUCCAGGUCACCCAAGAUCGCCUUUCCAUAGGCUCAAAACUAAAUGGACUGCAAAGGUUGGCAGUAGAUAUCAUGAGGCAUAAGCAAAAGCCUCUAUGUCAUGAUAAAAUGCUGGUGUUUCCUUAUGGAAGUCGACAUAAAGCUGUUUUCUACAGCCAGGGGCCUCAAUGGCGAGUUAAAUUCAGACAGAUUGUGAGGAGUGGAGAACAUGGGCCUGAGAAAAGGGACCCAGCUCCCGCCCUGACCCCGCUUUGUUCCUCCACCGUGGUCACCUGCCACCCUGCACAAAGGCCUGCGCCGCUGCCGCUGCUAACACUGAUGCCGCUGCUAACGCUGCUGCCGCUGUGUGCCCUGACCCAAACUGGCCUCAUUGGCUGUGGCCCCACUGUUGCUGGGGAAGGAAGGCUGGGGAAGGCUGGAAAGAGGCCAGUGAAGGCUUGA
Messenger RNA from Indicator indicator, 2712 nucleotides. It is a transcript of the gene DLL1, whose product is annotated as delta like canonical Notch ligand 1. The record is from RefSeq and is a predicted model, not a curated record. Gene Ontology annotation, cellular component: membrane. Gene Ontology annotation, molecular function: calcium ion binding. Gene Ontology annotation, biological process: multicellular organism development; Notch signaling pathway; cell communication. NCBI's taxonomy places the organism in Eukaryota, Metazoa, Chordata, Aves, Piciformes, Indicatoridae. The transcript has 13 exons. The coding region runs from base 1 to 2712 and encodes 903 amino acids.